Molecule: messenger RNA, 3280 nt
Organism: Cyprinodon variegatus (sheepshead minnow)
Lineage: Eukaryota; Metazoa; Chordata; Actinopteri; Cyprinodontiformes; Cyprinodontidae
Gene: mipa
Product: lens fiber major intrinsic protein-like
Exons: 4
Coding region: 316-1107 (263 amino acids)
Biological process (GO): transmembrane transport
Cellular component (GO): plasma membrane
Molecular function (GO): water channel activity
Source: RefSeq, a predicted model, not a curated record
AAUGUCUGCAGGACAUACUUAAUAUUUGUCCACUCAUGUUCCUCUUCUAACAACGAGUGAGGGUUGGCACAUAGAUGCACAGAGACUGGCUUACUGCUCCACUCAGGAGCCCUCUAUGACAAAAAACAGAUUUAGGAAGGAAGAGUCGCAGGUUACUUACUGUUACAUGUUGAGCCCUUUAUGUGUUGUUGCAUUUAGCUUUAGAGACAGCUUCUGUUUGAGUGCUAUUUGAUCAGUCUUUUCAGACAUUCUCACCUUGUGGUUGAUUAGUUUGUUCUCACCUGCUUAGAAUCUGCUUUUGGACUCUGUACAAUCAUGUGGGAGUUUAGGUCCAUGUCUUUCUGGCGAGCGGUCUUCGCCGAGUUCUAUGGCACCAUGUUUUUUGUAUUCUUUGGGUUGGGUGCGGCCCUCCGCUGGACCACAGGGCCCCACAAUGUUCUUCAUGUUGCCUUUGCUUUUGGGCUGGCGGCUGCCACCUUCAUCCAGUCUAUCGGUCACAUCAGUGGAGGACACAUCAACCCUGCUGUCACAUUCGCCUACCUGAUCGGAUCCCAGAUGUCCCUGUUCAGGGCUUUCUUCUACAUCGUGGCCCAGUGUCUUGGUGCGCUGGCUGGAGCUGCUGUGCUAUAUGGAGUCACGCCCAACAAUAUGAGAGGAAACCUGGCACUAAAUACGCUGCAGCCAGGUAUCAGCCUGGGCAUGGCCACCACGAUCGAGAUCUUUCUCACCUUGCAGCUUGUUAUCUGCGUCUUUGCUGUAACAGAUGAGAGGCGCAACGGACGCCUGGGCUCUGCUGCUCUGGCUAUCGGCUUCUCUGUGCUAAUUGGACAUCUUCUUGGGAUGUACUACACAGGAGCAGGAAUGAACCCAGCAAGGUCCUUCGCCCCUGCUGUGCUUGUCAGGAACUUUAUUAACCACUGGGUGUACUGGGUGGGACCCAUGAUCGGAGGUGCAAUAGGAGCUCUGCUUUAUGACUUCUUGCUGUUUCCGCGCAUGCGUGGGCUCUCUGAGAGGCUCGCCACACUGAAGGGCACCCGGCCCCCAGAGGCAGAGGCCCAGCAGGAGACCAGGGGAGAAUCCAUUGAGCUCAAGACACAGGCCCUAUAAAUCUGGAGAUAUUUAUUUGACCCCCAAACCCCUCCAUACACACCUUCCACCUUUCAUGUCACCCUCUGAACCCUUGGUUUCUUCUCCAUCCACAGCCCUGUCACUUUUUUUGCACACAGACCUCCUCCCUCUUUAUCAACACUCAAAGAGUGAUACAAAGCCCCGUUUUGUAAUUCAUGUUUUGCUCCUUGUGGGACCUACUGAGAAGGGACAAACAGCCCUAAAUAUCUUACACGAUGCGAUCUCACUUCCACCCAACGUUUCAUGCCCUCUUCUGGAAGGGGAGGAGGGGCGGGAGUGGUUGAGGACUUGCCACCAUAUGAUGCGACCAGCCGCCUGUAGCAUGGUUAAUUGGUUACUUCUGGCUGACCACACAGUUAUAACUGCCAUGACAGUACUUCUGUUUUUGUUUAUUUCUCACACCUUUUAUUUUGCUAGGAGUGAAGCUACAGUAGAACAAUGGACCUCUGCCUGCAUUUUCAUUUUGAUCCAGCGUGACCUCGCUCCUUGUUUUGUUUCAUGACCUUUGGCUGAAAAUAUGUAUUGAUAAAGUUCUGACCUUAUUUCCUUUCUUUUAGCUGUAUGUGCAUGUGUACACAUGGGUGUGAUAGAGUGAAGGUGAGAAAGACAAACUGAGUGUGCCUGCAUGUCUGUGUGCAUGUGUAUGCUUGUUUUAACUAUUUUUUUUUCUGAAUUUAAUUGCCAGAAUUGUUUGUAUUCUAAGUUUUGAUGCUGCAUUGAUUGAAAAAUGUCUUUUUCUUGCCUUUAUUGAAAAAGUGCGAAUGAUUACGAAAGGCCUAGUCAAUUCAUGUUUGAUCUAAUUAGAUUGUUCCUUUAGAUGGAUUGAUUAGGAUUUAAUUCUGACACAUAGCCCCUUUCAAACACUUAAAAAUCUGCAUUUUAUGCAGUAUUUUAAAAUAAUAAUUCAUAGGUUAAAUAAAAUGUUUUUCUUUUUCGAUAGUUCUUUAAUAAAUGCCCAUUUAAAUUUGUAUUAUUCCACCCAAAUCUGUAGCAUUUACUGUAUUAGGUUUAGCUUUUGUAUCUUUCACAUUUGGAUUAUAUACAGUAUUUCUGUUGGUUUACACUUUCUUUGACUUUCUGACAAUUUCGUCUCCCAAGUUUUAGAGCAGCGCUUCACCAAAGAUUCAUGUACAGGUGUGUUUGAGUUAUUAGAUUUUUAUUCUCUAUGCCUCCUAAUGACAAACUGGACCCACUGUUAAGAAGAACAGGUAUUUUAUUUUUAUUGGCAUUUUUUCUCUCCAAUAAAUAAUGCAUCUUACAACUUAGAAUGUUUAGGGUUUUAUGUUGAAUAAGGAUUAGAAUAUGCAGAAUAUAUGAGGUAAGACAGCUUUCUGUAGGAGUCUGCAGUCGGUGGUAAAUGGAGAUCCAAUUUGAAAUAACUAGAAAAAGCUGUUUGUAAAUUAGUUUAAAUCUUCAGUGUGUUUUUACAGGGUGCAAAUUAUGCAUCUUUAUCCUCAUACAGUCUACAGGAAAAAAAUGAAGUUUGAAGUUGAAUUUGUUCUCUCCCUCGUGCAUUAUUUCUCCUUCCUUUGAUAUGUGGCUCAGAGAGGAAUUAGCACUUUGCUAAUUGUACCAAAACAUUUCUUGAACCAAACUUUGUACACCGAUUCCUUUCCUGCUUUCUCUACAUAAUAACCUCUCUUUUUGUACCCCAGUGUGAUUUCAAUGGCUGUGGUUCAGUAGAAUUUAAAUUUAAAGAACAUAUUGAAAUUAGAAUUUGUUUUCCAAUGGAAACGUUAAGAUGUACAGUGAAAGUUUUUUUUUUAAAGGACUGUUGCAACUGAAUGAAAACUGGACUGAUAAAAUGAAUACGAUGAUUGCUAUUCAUAUGAAUACAGGCUAUUUGAACUUGCUAUGUACCCCCAUUUAAUCGGUCAUCCUUUGUGGUAACUGGCAAAGUUUGGCUAUUAUUCAUUUUCCAUGUCCAAAAAACAAGCAAAAAAAUCAGUUUGCAAUUUCUUUCUUUUUGUUUGUGUUCUUUUUUGGGUUUAUUUGGAGUGUAUACAAUCAAAUACAGAAAGGACAUUUGUAUAUAGCAAAAUCUGGACAGACAUAUGGAACAGUGAGUACAUGUAAUAUUUCACAUUUCUGGCCCCAAUGUGUAUAAACAAACCUUAAAUGCGAUUUUUUCAAAUUAUCUAUCUGCUGCUUG